Messenger RNA from Marchantia polymorpha subsp. ruderalis, 961 nucleotides. Lineage: Eukaryota; Viridiplantae; Streptophyta; Marchantiopsida; Marchantiales; Marchantiaceae. The record is from the annotation of a GenBank genome assembly.
AUGAGACGGGAUACGCAAAGCCCUUACCACACUAACUUCAACCGUGACCAAACUCCACAAGCUGAAGCUGCUGCUCGUCACACGGAUCGAACGCGACCGAGCUUCACCAAACAGAUCAGUUCCUUGUUUAUGUCCGCAGGGGUUUUUCUGAGUCAGUGCUGGAAGUUCAUACAGAAUGUGAUUCUGUGUUGGAAAGUGGUAAUUCUCGGUGCUCGACUGGACCUGGUCAACUCUUUAUUUGGGAAACAAUGUCAGCGGUGUCGUGGACGAGAUGCUUUUAUGGGAUUCUGCUUUUUUGCAUGGGAUUCAAGGAAUCCAUGGUAUCGGACAGUGCUACUGUUGAGUGAGAGUCCGGGGCCUAUUGUGAGAGGGCGGCCCCUGGUAGUGGGAGGGAAUCUUGAAGUUGAGCCUUUGAAUGUGCCAGCGUCAGUCAGGUCCGUGUGAUGCAGACCGGACACAAUGAAUAAUCUGUUAUUAGGGUGAAGAUUCAAAUCCCCAUAUCUUCGGAAAGUAUGGGAUGGCCGUCAUGGUCGAUUAGAUCAAGAAGUUUAGGGCUGGGGUGCACGAUGGUGAAGGUUGAGAUGAUGAAUUGCUAUUCGUUUGGGCUGCGAGUGUGUAUCAACCUAAUUUAGAUCAGUCGUGACAGUUUGCUAGAUUUCCUGGAGGUGUCGUCGUCUGGCACAGCUGGAAACGAAGAUGGAUUUGUUCCAUAUGACCUCAAUUUCUCUGUCGUUGUUUCAGAACUAUUCCUAGUUCUGUGUUCGUCCGUUUGGGUCGAGAGAUAUGGCUCGUCUCCGACAUCGUGAUGCAAUCUUUUUCCAUGAAACUGAAAAAGCCCGCGAGAAUACCUAUAAGCGGGAGAUCUGGGAAGGGUGAUAAUAGAAUCAACAGAUCUUUGAAACUUGUGUGUUGAUUGGCCACAUGUGUUGUAUUGAUACUUCUCAGAAUACGUGGACGUCGC